AUGCUGAAGCAGAAAGGGCACAACAGAUUGCACAAGCUGCUGCUGAAAGACUUCAAGAACGCACAGGUUACUGCACUAGCAUUAGUGGGUUCUGCCACCGACUUGAUGCAGACUCUGGACUUACCUGAUGAGAGCAUGGACUUGUGGGUGAAAGCUGCCCCUUCAAGCACUUCAGGUUCUUCGGCGACUACUGUGAAAGGUUUUGUUGCUUUGCCUCCUCCAAGUGCAGUCGCAGUGGCAGGGGCAAGUUUGAUGGAUGACAAGAAGGCACCGUCAGCUAAUCCCCAUCCUCAAAACGCAGUGGCACGGGCAGGAGCAAGUCUGAUGGAUGAGAAGAAGGCACCCUCGGUCAAUCUGUCUCCUCCUAGUGCAGUGGCAGCGGCUGAGGCAUCUUUGACAGAUGAGAAGCUGGAAGAAGACAAUGCUGAGGCACUUAGAAGGGCACAGCUGUCCAUGCGUACGGAGCAGAAGGAGAAGGCAGAGAAGGCAAAGGAAGAAAAGAAAAAAAGCAAGGAGGACAAGGGUCAGAAGACAAAGACUGGUUCCAGACCAAAGGCAAAGGCAAAACCCAAGGGCCGACCUCGCAAAGGACCUGUCGAGGAAGAGGAGGCGCCUGCAAAAAAACGUAGAAAGAGGAAGUCAAAGAGGAAUCUUGAGGCACCGCAGGAUGAGGAACAUCAAGAUGCACCGCAGGCUGUGGAGGCUGAGCCACCUGCAAAGAAGCCAAAGAAAAAGAGGACCCGAGCUGCUUCUCGAGGCAAGCCAGCAGCUUGCACGGAGAAUGCCUUGGAUGAGGAAAAGGUGCAAAAGUUUUUGGAUCUUUGCCGCAAGUAUGAUGCAACAUCAUACAACAGAUCCACCGAUACCUUGCACAAGCACGAAGUCCACCCGAAGUUGGUUUUGGUCCCCUACUUCACUCGCCCCGCUUGUGGUGUGAAGAUCAAGUUGGCCGAUGGCACCGUCACCCAAAGGAUUUACAUGUCAGGCAAAUAUGACACUGUGGCUGUGAACAUCCAGCAGUGCAUCUACCUGGCAGAGGAGUUGGGCCAACAGGAUCCGGAGGCCUUUGUGGAGUGGUGUGCAUCGGCAGAUUGUCUCCAGAGAAGUGUGGAGCUGGAGCGCUGUGCCAUGGCGGCGAAGCAGCGCUUUUUUGAGGAGAAGCGGAGGAAGGCCAACCAUUGA
Cladocopium goreaui is the source of this 1182-nucleotide messenger RNA. NCBI's taxonomy places the organism in Eukaryota, Dinophyceae, Suessiales, Symbiodiniaceae. The record is from the annotation of a GenBank genome assembly.